UUCUCUCUCCCUCUCUAUAUAUAUACAUUCGUUCUUUCAACUUCAUCGUCUCAACAUGCAUCUGCCUCUCUUCAAAAAGUUUUCCAAGAUGAAAUCCGCUUUCAUAACAAAAUCACCAAGAAGAAAUUCCAACGAAAAUGAGGGUAGCUUGGGGCGCAAGUCAUCGAGCGUCAGCCAUGAAUACAUGGCGGCCUUUAGAACCAAUUCUUACGUUGAAAUCUACGACAAAGUUCAAGGACAGCUAGCAGCCGCAAGAAGCAAAGAAAUUGUUGGAGGGGAUAACACUUUUCCCUUAACUUCUUCUUCUUCAUCUUCUUCUUCCCCUCUGAUCAGCGGCCAUGAAAGCUUACCAUCACCAGGAUGCAAGCUUCUGCUCUGCCAAGAAAACAUGGAAGAAUUGCCCCAACAAGCUUCCAACGCCCACCCUCUGCUCAACGAAUACUUCCUUCUAACCUUAGAAGCGUGCGCGAUCUGCGAAUCGCUGCUCAAAAUCGUCCUGCAAACUCGAGCGGAUUACAAGAGCGUCAAGAAAGCCGUCGAGAAAAUCGAGGAAUUGGGGCUGUCGAGCGAGGAGCAAGUCAACCGUGCGUACGGAGAAAUCGCGUCGUUGUCGCUGUUCGGAAACACUUUGUCGGCGGUGCGGUUCGACGAUGUACGAGACGACCACUUGGGGCUGCUAAGUCGGCUCACAUCGAAGCGCGGGAGGAUAGAGAGGAGGACGAAACGCCUUAGGGUUUUCAAGGUGGCUUUGGGGUCGACCCUUCUGAUAGGGUGCACUGCAUUCAUGAUUACUUUUACCAUUCUCGCAGUGCAUUUUGUGGUUUGUACAAUGGCCGUCCCGGGCCUAAUUGCACUUUCUUUGGGCAUGGUCAAGAAGCUCAAGGAGGCGAAACGAGGGAUCCCUUCGCGAAAAGGGCUUUAUAUGCCGCUCGACGUUGCUGCAAAGGGGCUUUUUGUACUGAUCAAUGAUUUGAGUACGGUGAGCCGGCUGGUGGGGAGGUUGAGCGAUGAAAUGGAGCAUAACAAGACCAUAGCUGACCUGUGGGCAAUGAAGCACUGUGAUGAUGUGUUGAAGGAAGUGGUGAGCUCAAAGAAUUUUGCCAUACAAGAAGAGUGGGCCUUGGAGGUGUUGAAAGAGCUUGAGCAACACAUUUAUUUGUGUUUUCUCAACAUUGUCAGGUCUAGGAGGAUGAUUGUGCAAGAAAUUGUGGGUAGGGUGUGACCAGCCCAUCUUGCAAAAUCAGCAAUUAGCUUUGCUCGACAGUACGUGAUACUACAUUAAAGGUCAAAUCUACCGUUUGAGAUGUUACGGCCGGGCAGACACUUGAUGUGACAAGUUGUGAGCUACGUAGUUUAAUUUCAAGUUUAGGUUUUGUAAAGAAUUGUACAAUUUGGAUCCUUGUUGGACGUUUUUGAUAGUUGGCAGUUUUAGUAGUUUAUUCACCACCCAAAUGUAGGAGAAGAUGAUGUUUUGUACCCUCAGCCCUGGUGGAUAAAUUUGUUAAGAAUAAAGAACAUUAUUUUGAUACUGGUUGUA
Molecule: messenger RNA, 1537 nt
Organism: Ipomoea nil (Japanese morning glory)
Lineage: Eukaryota; Viridiplantae; Streptophyta; Magnoliopsida; Solanales; Convolvulaceae
Product: UPF0496 protein At1g20180-like
Exons: 2
Coding region: 56-1222 (388 amino acids)
Source: RefSeq, a predicted model, not a curated record